Messenger RNA from Scutellospora calospora, 2397 nucleotides. The record is from the annotation of a GenBank genome assembly. NCBI's taxonomy places the organism in Eukaryota, Fungi, Glomeromycota, Glomeromycetes, Diversisporales, Gigasporaceae.
AUGGAAUCAAAUCAAUUAAAUAGUCCAUUAAAUAGAAAAAAUAGUAAUGAAGAAGACAUUGAAAUGGAAUCAAAUCAAUUAAAUUGUCAAUUAAACAGAAAAAAUAGUAACGAAGAAGACAUUGAAAUGGAAUUUAGUCCAUUAAAUAAAAAAAAUAGUAAUGAAGAAGACAUUGAAGUUUCUUCUAAUCUUUGCUCAAUAGAAAGCAAAGAAAAUAAAGAUUUUGAACUUUUUUUUGAUUUUGGAGAAAUAGAUGGCAAAAAAUAUGGCCGAACUGAAAUUUCUGGACAUUUUUCACUCAUGAAUUCUUAUAUGAAAUUUGUAGACAUUCAAAAGAUAGACUAUAAAGAAGAAGAAGAUAAGUUAAUUGAUUGGGUCAUUAAAAUUUUGAAGGUUACAGAUGGUCAACGUUUAAGGUGUAUUAAGAAUUUGAAAUUUACCUUACUAUCUAUGCUUACUAAUCCCGAUAUUCCCCCUGAAAAUCUCAAAUUAUGUUCGUAUUCUUUGGUAUAUUCUUUUCUUCUUAAUGAUAUUAUGGAAAAUUUAAAUCGUACAAAACAAUAUGAAAUGAAAAAGGAGAUAGCUCGUAUCCUUAUAUUAGUUAUUGAGAGAAAUUUUACAAGUUUGAAUGGAAUGCCAAUAUUAAAUAAUCCCCUUUUACAACCUCUAUGUAAGGCUAUUAUGGAAAUGCAUCAAGAAGUUAUCAAAAAUGAUAUAAAUUUAUAUUAUUAUAUAAGUGGAAUGACUAAUCACGUAAAUGCUCAAAUAAAUAAAACACUAUAUUAUAACAAAAUUGAUGAUGAAAUAAUUAAAGAUAAAUAUAAGUUCAUGCAAACUUAUAGUAUUUUCACCUCUGUCUGGCUCGAAAUUAAUCUUAUUAUCCGAGGUAUUUCGCUCUCUGAAGAGAUUAGAGAACAUCCUUUUUAUAAACAAAUUUGUUACGAGUCUUUUUUACAUACGGCAUUGAUUAACGAUAUUAUCUUCUUAAAAAAGAAAAUCGAUGAUGAGCAAAUUGAUAAUUUAGUACUUAUCAAAUGCAAAAAGCAUUCCCUUUGGAAAUCAAUCCAAAAAGUAGUGAAAGAAAUAAAUGACUUAAUUAUUGCUAUUAGAGAUACAACCUCAAAAUUAAGUAAAUAUUUUUUUCAUGAUCAUAAUUUUAAUAUUUUUAUAAAAAUUAUUGAAUUUAUCUUGGAUGCAAAUGUAUGUUGGAACGUACGUGUACAGAGUCAAAUAUAUAAAUCGGAGAAUUCUCAAUCAACCAAACAAGAAGCAAAAAUGCCAGCAGUAGAGAAAAGUUUUUUAAUGAAUAUGAAUAAGAGUCCUAUUGAAAAUGCUGUGUUCUUUUUUGAAUACACAGGCAGUAUAUUGGGUUUUCAGAGCCUAAUAGGAAAGUCACGUAAACUUUUGAAUCCCACCCACAUCCCAUAUUUGGAGCUUUAUUCUACUUCAAUAAUUGUUGAUUUAUUAAAAGGGACCCAAAUACAUCCAAGAUUGCUAAAUCAUUUACAGAAAUUUUUAGCAAAAGAAUGUAAAUUAGAAAAUUAUAAGUUAUUCAAAGAAAAAGGAAAAAUACAAGACGAAUUAUCACUAGAAUAUUUCUUAUCAUACCUAUGUAAUCUUAAAACUUAUAAUUUCUUUGGACUAAAAGGAAUAAUACAAGACGAUGUGAAUACUACAGCUCUUUGUGCAUCAGUCCUGUUUGGAGUCCUUGGUGAAAACCAAGUUAAAGCAAUUGCUAAACAAAUCCUUCAAAAUGUUAAUGAAGAAGGUAUUAUUGAAACUUAUUUCCCUCCUAGAAAAGGAAGGGAAAAUCGGAUUGACCCAACUGUAUGCGCAAGUGCUAUGCGUUUAAUAUAUAAGGUAGGAUAUGAUAAGGAUGCAAAGAAAACUGAGAACUACCUUUAUUAUACGUUAGCAACUAAGUCUUAUCUUGAAGGAUCAAAAUAUUUUCCUUCUCCAGAUACAUUUCUAUAUUAUCUAUAUAAAGCUAUUAUACUUUCUAAAGAUGCAUUAAAUAAAUUUGGCGCGUUACUUGCUGUAAAUGUCAUAGAUCGUUUAGGUACAACUAAUUAUCCUUUAGACUUAGCUAUGCGAAUCUUAAUUGUCGAGGGACUAGGAUUACUUAAACAUGAGCAUAUGCCUGAAAUAAUUAAUAAAGAAAAACAGACACUUGAAAAAUUACAACAAAAAGAUGGCUCUUGGCCUAUAGAUGCUCUUUACAAGACAGGACGCUCUGAGAUUUAUUUUGGAAGCAGAGAAAUUAGUACAGCUUUCUCAUUAAAGGUCUUGUAUGUCAUGAAACACGCGGAUCUAAUACCGCACAAACCUUUCCUAUGUGAUAUCUGCCAGAUAAUAAAAGAAAAGAAAGAUAAGGCGCCUAUUUCAAAUGGGAAUUAA